GGAAGGAGCCGAAAGGUUCGCGAGCUUCCGCCGGCGCGUGCGCGCAGGCGCUCUCCCGUCGCCCCUCCUCCACUCACCGCGGGGGUUACAGAGGGCGACCUCGGCGGCUGUUCUGCGUCCUCGCACUCCUCCCUCCGCUCGGCUUUCCCUCGCCAGGCCCCGCCCACCCCGCGAGCUCACCGAGAGGAGAGGCUUCUGCGCAGCGACCGCACCGGCAGCCCCAGCGACGCUCGCAGAAGCGGAGGAGGAGGCCCCGGCCCCAGCGCCGCCAUGGUGAAGAUCGCCUUCCAGUCGCCCUUCGCCCACAAGGACGAGCCCAAGAAGGAGGCGGCGGAGGCCUUGGUGGCGGACAAGGAUCCAGAAGUUGCAACCCACAGCCAUGAAAGCUCAUCCGGAAGAUGCCUGCUGACCUUGCUGGGCGUUGCAUUCAUCUUAGCUGGAGUGGUGGUUGGUGGAGCCUGCAUCUACAAGUACAUGUCAAGGCACAAAGUGUUCCAUGGAAAAAUAUGCUUUGGAGCGGAGGACAAUCCGGAUAGUGCUGCAGAACCGUACUUUCUACCCAUUGCCGAAGUUGCUGAUAUCCGGGAGGAUGACAACGUAGCAAUCAUCGAUGUCCCGGUUCCAAAAUUCUCCGACAGUGAUCCUGCAGCAAUUGUUCAUGAUUUCGACAGGCUUCUGACGGCCUACCUUGAUCUGCAACUGGGAAACUGCUACGUGAUCCCUCUGAACACCUCCAUUGUCAUGCCACCUCGGAACCUGAUAGACCUCUUCGCAAAAUUAGCAACUGGCUCCUAUCUGCCUCAAACUUACCUUAUUCGUGAAGAAAUGGUUGUGACCGAAGAGAUUGAUAACAUCUCAGAUCUCGGCAUUUUUAUUUAUCAGCUCUGUGCAGGGAAGGAAACUUUCAGACUUCAGCGCAGAGAUAAGACCAUGGGUCUCCAAAAACGCUCUGCUGAAAAAUGCCACUCAAUCCGGCACUUUGAAAAUGAGUUUGUUGUGGAAACCAAGAUCUGCCAGCAGUGAAAAAGACAGGUUGCAAAGUGACAACUCUCGCAUCUUCACUGAGAAGUCCAAGCUUUACAUUUUAAACUUCGGAAUUAUAAAAGAAAGUGCAGUGAUAAUCAAAAGCCUUAUGCUUUUUUGUGUAUUGCUUAGAUUUAAGAAAGGAGAAAAAUAAGCACACUCCAAAGUCACCAUGUUGUUUUGUUUGGGGGGGGGGGGGUUUGCUUUGGGCCCCUGGUGUCGCUCCACUUUCCCUGAUAUUACUCUGGAAUGGAAAUUUGCACAUUUAAACUGAUACCCACUUGGCCAACGAGCAUCUGUUUCAGAGCUUUUAAAAAGCAGAAGGGAAAAAAAACUCCUUUGUAAGCAGUGCUCGAUUCCUGCAUAGGACUGUAGUCUAAUCAUCAGCUGACUUCACAAAAUGAAACUGACUUUAUUAAUCUUGUGGUUUGCACAUUUUUUUGAAUAGCUUGGCUAAUAGCUCUGCACCGCAUCUCCUGGUAGAAAAAAAACACAUCAAGACUUCUAAGGUUUAUUUGAACUUUCUGUGUGAAGCAUGUAAAUUUUAACCUUGGUAAUCAUCAGCAGCUAACUUGGCUUUUUUUUUUUUCUCAUUUUGUGCAAUUACUGUAUUGAACUUGUUUGUAUAUUUGGAACUUUCCCUGAACUUACCUUUACAAUCUCUUCUUUCUUAAUUUUUUUCCCCUUUUCUUUUUCCUUUUUGGUGAUACUUAGUUAUAUCCCGAUACAGUCGCUCUUUAAAGCUUUUAUGUUAUUUUUGGCUAAUAUCUUAAAACUGCUUUAACCCUUAAACUACCAGCAUAUGUAAGUACAGCCUGAUUUGGACCAAUUGUCAGUGUUUCUGUAGCUGUAAAAUUCCCUCCCAGGUCUACAUAUGAUUUUUUUUAGAUCAGAACUGAAGAGCAAGAUAAAAGUCAUUAGCUGCAGUCUCAAAGUGUUGCCCUUGCGGAGGCCUGCAGUCCAAGACGGCAAAGGGGUUGCUAGAGAGCUGCUAAGCUGAGUGUUUUAUAAGGGACUUUAUAUUUCACAUGGAUCCUGCAACCCUCUAAUAAAUGUUUCUCUAAGA
This is a messenger RNA of Heteronotia binoei (common prickly gecko), 2089 nucleotides long. RefSeq names its product integral membrane protein 2A (gene ITM2A). Gene Ontology annotation, biological process: negative regulation of amyloid precursor protein biosynthetic process. Gene Ontology annotation, cellular component: extracellular exosome; Golgi apparatus; plasma membrane. The transcript is spliced from 6 exons. Lineage: Eukaryota; Metazoa; Chordata; Lepidosauria; Squamata; Gekkonidae. The coding region runs from base 271 to 1023 and encodes 250 amino acids. Gene Ontology annotation, molecular function: amyloid-beta binding. The record is from RefSeq and is a predicted model, not a curated record.